AUGCUGCGCCUGCUGGAAGCCGAGCUGCUCUUCGCUUCCCUGCUCUCCGGCCCCUUCCCGCCGCUCUCCGGGGAUCGGAAGAGCGAAUCUUGUCCCGAGAAUAAAAUCCUGACCGUGGAAUAUUCCUGCACAGGAGCAGGUGGGACGCCGGCCACAUGCUUACGGAGGAAGUGCUGUGAGGGCUAUAGGUUUGUGAUGGGCCAGUGUAUCCCGGAAAGCGUGGACGUGUGCGCCGACUUCCCGUGUGAGCAGCAAUGCACGGACAACUUUGGUCGCGUCCUGUGCACGUGCUUCCCUGGCUAUCGCUUCGACAGAGAGCGCCACAAGACUCACCUGCACCCUUACUGCCUGGACAUCGAUGAGUGUGUGGAAAGCGGAGGUGCCAUCUGCGACCAGCUGUGUACGAACACCCCGGGCAGCUACCGGUGCCAUUGCCAGCGUGGCUAUUACAUAGCGUCUGACGGGAAAACCUGCCUGAAAUCCAGCAACGGCACCACAGUGGUCAAGUCGGAGACCCUGAUGGGCACCAGGUCCUGCUCCAUCACCUGCGAGGAGUUCACCAGUAUGAAACAGACAGUCUCCCAGCUGAGACACAAGCUGCUGCUCCCUGGCUUGGAUAAUGAGAGUGGGAAGUCCUGGAUGAGGAUUAACCAAAAACCAGCAGACCGUCCUCCUGUCCUAGGGCCCCCAGGUCCCCCUGGGCCUCCAGGUGACCCGGGCGCAACAGGGGAGAAAGGGAGUCCAGGGGCAAUCGGACCUCCAGGGCCUCCGGGAACCCCAGGGCCCCGCGGGGACAUGGGGCCAAUGGGACCGUAUCCUGACUUUGCACAUAUCAAAAUCGGACGGAGGGGACCAGUGGGCGCUCCUGGGGCACCAGGAAGGAAUGGCCAGAAGGGCGAACGAGGAUACCCCGGUCCCCGAGGGCCACCGGGCCCUCCGGGCUCCUUUGACUUCCUGCUCCUGAUGAUGGCCGACAUCAGGAAUGACAUCAUUGAACUACAGGAGAAAGUGUUUGGCCAGCGCCGGAGGAUGGAGUUUGAGAUGCCGUCUGCCAACAGCAGGGACUCUGAGGUGCACGAAUGGGGAUCCGGCCAGGAGGAGCUGCUGCGGGGGCCUAGACCCACGCGCUCAGCCACAUGA
Messenger RNA from Emys orbicularis (European pond turtle), 1140 nucleotides. Its product is annotated as collagen and calcium-binding EGF domain-containing protein 1-like. The transcript is spliced from 11 exons. NCBI's taxonomy places the organism in Eukaryota, Metazoa, Chordata, Testudines, Emydidae. Gene Ontology annotation, molecular function: calcium ion binding. The record is from RefSeq and is a predicted model, not a curated record. Bases 1 to 1140 code for a protein of 379 amino acids.